Molecule: messenger RNA, 945 nt
Organism: Cutaneotrichosporon cavernicola
Lineage: Eukaryota; Fungi; Basidiomycota; Tremellomycetes; Trichosporonales; Trichosporonaceae
Exons: 2
Coding region: 1-945 (314 amino acids)
Source: RefSeq, a predicted model, not a curated record
AUGGUCACGAUCAGACGAGCACGCGUCGGGCUGCUGGGUGCGCCCAAGCGGCGCCUGGUGACGUCGACGACAACGGAGCUGGCGGGAGCGGGGCCGGGUCGGAAGCCUGCAACGCUCGCAGAUGCAGCGACCUCGACAACGUCGCGCUCUCUCUUUAACUCUAACGCUCCCACCAUCAGCAUCAAGAACCCCCCGUCUAUCAUCAACGCCCUCGCCGCCGUAAACCUCCCAGGCCCCACUCUCAACAUCUUGGCCGACACCGCGACCGCGUCCCAGCCGCACCGCACCGAGGGUUUUCCAUGGGGCCACUCCACCACGCGCCCCGGGGUCAUCGCUGGCGCGACGGUCGGCAGCGUCCUAGGCGCAGCGAUCAUCGCCCUCGUCUACCUGUGUUACGCGCGGCGCAUGGCAUGGUGCUUUGUCCAUAAAGGUCCGAGGGCCCACACUCCCUUGGAGCGGUUCGAGGCCGCAGAGCUGGGUCGGCCCGCUAGCGUUAUUCCGCAUUUCCACCCUUCUGCUGACGCCCUCCACGAGUUGAGCCCGAUCGAGGCGAACGGCGAAAUGAGUGGCUACCCGCACACGUAUCUCAACGUGCCACCACAUCUGCACGAGAGCCCCACUCCGCCUGGCACGCCGGAGACGCCCGCGACGUACAUCACCUGCCGGUCGGACCCGUGGGCCAUUCCCUGGGGCGAGCCCGCCCGAGCUUCAACACCUCCACCGCUCCGGCCGGAAGUGGACGAAAACGGUACCGUCCUGUCUGUCGGACACGACGGCGCAGACAGCGUAACCAGACCCCCCAGAUACUCUCCAACCCUUGUCGUCCCCCAGCCACAGUACUACACCACCACGCAGCGCCUUGGGUCGCGCUCUCUGUCCCUAAGUGACAAGGCAACAGAGAUGGGCCUCGAGAGCCCUGACCAACUCCAGUUAGCACACAAAUGA